This is a messenger RNA of Neohortaea acidophila, 963 nucleotides long. RefSeq lists its product as uncharacterized. The record is from RefSeq and is a predicted model, not a curated record. The transcript is spliced from 2 exons. Bases 51 to 905 code for a protein of 284 amino acids. Gene Ontology annotation, molecular function: oxidoreductase activity, acting on the CH-OH group of donors, NAD or NADP as acceptor. NCBI's taxonomy places the organism in Eukaryota, Fungi, Ascomycota, Dothideomycetes, Mycosphaerellales, Teratosphaeriaceae.
CUUCACUUCAUCCACUGCCGUCAUAUUUCUCCAUCUUGCCAUUCUUGUCAAUGUCAAAUGCGAUAGAAAGACUGACAAACAUCACCGCAUCAAUUUCUUUACCCACAUCCAACUCCAACCAAAUCAUGUCUCAACCCAUUGAUAACGAGAUCAAGGGCAAACUGGCCCUUGUAACAGGAGCCUCCGGCGGCAUCGGCGCAGCAUGCGCCCGCGACCUCUGGGCCAACGGCGCCUCCCUAGCCAUAACCUACAACUCCAACAAAGCCCCGGCAGACGACCUGCGCACCGAACUCCUCAAAUCAUCCGACGCCGGCACCCGCAAAAUCUCCGUGCACCAAUGCGACGUCGCCAAACCCGGCGAGCUGGAGCGCCUGUACGCCGAACUGGCCUCGGAGCACGGCCAAAAAGGCGCGGACAUCGCCGUCGUGAACGCGGGGUUCGGCAAGCGCAUCACCAACAUUCUCGAAAUCGGGCUCGACGACUGGGACUACACAAUGGACGUGAAUCUGCGCAGUUCGUUCGUGCUGACGAAGCUUGCGGUGCCGCACAUGCUGGAGCGAGGGUGGGGGCGCGUGGUGUACAUUUCGUCUAUUGCGGCGCAGGGGACGAGCAUUAAUGGGUGCCAUUACUCCGCGAGUAAAGCGGGGGUGCAGGGCAUGUGUAAGAAUUUGGCGGCCAAGAUGGGCAAGACGGGGAUUACGUUUAAUGAUGUUGCGCCGGCGAUGAUUACGGAGACGGGCAUGAUUAGGGAUGAGGAGAUGUUGAAGGGGACGCCGGGGGAUGUGAAGAAUAUUCCUGUGGGCAGGAGUGGGAGGCCGCAGGAGUGUGCGAACGUGGUUACCAUGUUGUGUCGGACGGGGUACAUGACGGGACAGAGCAUUACCAUUUCGGGUGGACUGAAAUGAGGGGGUGCGUAUGGGAGACAUUGUGCAGUAAUGGGGAGAUAGAACGCAUAUCAUUCAU